Solenopsis invicta (red fire ant) is the source of this 978-nucleotide messenger RNA. RefSeq lists its product as uncharacterized. NCBI's taxonomy places the organism in Eukaryota, Metazoa, Arthropoda, Insecta, Hymenoptera, Formicidae. The transcript has a single exon. The record is from RefSeq and is a predicted model, not a curated record. Bases 279 to 458 code for a protein of 59 amino acids.
CAGUCAAUAGCAUUGUGAAGCCUCCAACUUCUGGCUACUGUACGCUGAAACUCCUCGUCACUAACGUUGUUUUCGUAGGCACAUUGCCCCUGCUUUUACAUACGUUAAGAAUAAUUUUUAUUUUAAUUUUUUUACGUGACAUUUAUAUAAUCAAAAAAAGUGAUUGAAACACCGUAGCGACUUUGUCCGCAAGUUGUUUCAGAGUUAUUGUACAACUGCACGCAACACUAGUUGCAAAUAGGCAAUAAUCUCAGGCAGCAUAGAAACAAUUCCUUAUUAUGGGCUUGCACGUUUUCUGGCCUGCCACGGCCUGCCUGACUCUCUUCGUAGUUUGCAUUAUAAUCGUGAUGCUGAGAUACGGCGCACGUCUCUGCAAAUUACGACACGAGCCGUUGCCAUCCGACCAAGAAUGGCAGGGCAAAGCGUAUUCCAGAAAGCUAUCCGUUUCCAGUGCAUGAGAACAGAUAGCACUGUCCCAAAAAUAUUGUAUCCAUAGUUCGUACAUUUUUUCUCAUUCCAAAAUGUAUAAACGAAACUGCCGAUUAGUAUUUUUGCUAACAUAAGUCGAACGUAAGUAAUAUUCAGAACCAUUUAUAACUGCUCUUUUUGGGACACAUCUCGUAUAUUGAUGCAGUAUUGCAUAGACACAAAUACUGAUCGUGUAAGUUGAAAGAUCUGAUAUUCCGUCCAUUUACUAUAUAUUUCGUAUUAAUAUAUUUUUUAUUAACACACGUGCGUAAUUCUUUUUUAAUUAAUGCAAUUUAUAGGAGUUUUUAUAAAAUUGAAUUUACAAAAAGUUUUUAUAAAAUGGAACUAAUUUAUAACAAAGUAUCAUUGAAAGAAAAUUUUGUCCGUCCAUUUUUGAUAUUAUUAAAUAUACUCUUGUUCGAAGUAAUUUUCUAUGAUAUCGAUAAAUCGAGCACUUUUGUAAUUUUUGUAUCGAUACGUUUUACGAAUAAAAUAUAUGUUAUAUGAAAA